AUGGGUCGAACAUUGAUGUACCCUAAGGGUGUUUCUAAUACGGUGAAUCGGUAUAAGCAUCGUGCAACAUACGACCUGGGUGCGAUCCACUCCAUCAUCAAUACAUCCCAAGUGCUCCAUGUGUCAUUCAACCCGGGCCCAGAAGAUCCAUUUCCCACCAUCCUCCCCAUGAUCGGGCAAAUGGGAUCAUUCGACUAUCCAUCAGCAGCUAUUGACGAGCCACUUGAAUGUUAUCUACACGGCUACGUGAGCUCGCGCAUCAUGAAUUUAGCUCGCAAUUCCGAUACCGGACAGGGUCUCCCUAUCUGUAUUGCGACGAGUCGAGUCGAUGGAUUAGUGCUAUCUCUUACUCCCAACUCUCAUAAUUAUAACUACCGCUCUGCAGUACUGCAUGGAUAUGCAACACUGGUCACGUCGGAAGAGGAGAAGCUUUGGGCCAUGAAACUAAUUACCAACUCAGUUGUCGCGGAUCGCUGGGAUAAUUCGCGGGUGCCGCCCGACCGAGCGGAAAUGUCGUCUACUGUCAUUCUUAAAGUCAGGGUUGUUAGUGGCAGUGGCAAGAUUCGGGACGGUGGAGUGACUGAUCUACGCAAGGAUACGGAAAAUGGUGAUGUUACCAAUCGCAUUUGGACGGGUAUGGUUCCUGUUUGGGAGACGUUUGGAGAGCCCGUUCCAAGCGAUGGAAAUAUGGUUUCUGAAGUGCCUGAGCACAUUACUUCGUUCAUUGCGAGUAAGAAUGCUCAAAAUCGUGCCUAUGCUGAGGGCGCUGUCCAUGUUGAGUUGCCUCCGGAAGAAAAGAAUUGA
Penicillium odoratum is the source of this 804-nucleotide messenger RNA. Its product is annotated as pyridoxamine 5'-phosphate oxidase family protein. The record is from RefSeq and is a predicted model, not a curated record. Bases 1 to 804 code for a protein of 267 amino acids. The transcript has 2 exons. Lineage: Eukaryota; Fungi; Ascomycota; Eurotiomycetes; Eurotiales; Aspergillaceae.